Molecule: messenger RNA, 738 nt
Organism: Conger conger (European conger)
Lineage: Eukaryota; Metazoa; Chordata; Actinopteri; Anguilliformes; Congridae
Product: high mobility group protein B3-like
Exons: 5
Coding region: 139-738 (199 amino acids)
Biological process (GO): regulation of transcription by RNA polymerase II
Molecular function (GO): DNA binding, bending
Source: RefSeq, a predicted model, not a curated record
AAUAUGUGGGGAAAGGAUGCACAGAUGCAGACGGUGUGGGAAGGAGGGAUGUUCAGAAGAGGAGUGUAGGUUGUCUAAAGAUCAGACUGUGUUUUCACAGUGGGGGAAAUCACGAGGAAACUCAGUUCUCUGAUCAAAAUGGCCAAAGGUGAUCCACACAAGCCUAAGGGCAGGAUGUCUGCAUACGCCUUCUUUGUCCAGGCGUGUCACAAAGAGCACAAGAAGAAGAAUUCUGACAUCCCAAUAAACUUUGCCGUGUUCUCAAAGAAGUGCUUCGGCAGGUGGAAGACUAUGUCAGGGAAGGAGAAGUCCAGGUUUGAUGACAUGGCGAAGCAGGACAAGGCACUCUAUGAUGAGGAGAUGAUGAGCUACAUGCCUGCUGGGAAAAAGGGCAAGAAGAAGAAUGACCCCAACGCUCCCAAAAGACCUCCGAAUCUGGUAAAGAAGUCUCCUCCACGGAAACGCAGGUCUCUGACCGAAAUGGCCGAAGGUGACCCACGCAAGCCUAAGGGCAGGAUGUCUGCCUACGCCUUCUUUGUCCUAUUUUGUCACGAAGAGCACAAGAAGAAUUCUGAUAUCCCGAUAAACUAUGCUGUGUUCUCCAAGAAGUGCUUGGGCAGGUGGCAGACUAUGUCAGGGAAGGAGAAGUCCAGGUUUGAUGACAUGGCGAAGCAGGACAAGGCACGCUAUGAUGAGGAGAUGAUGAGCUACAUGCCUGCUGGGAAAAGUCUGCAGUGA